UUUCUUCUCUUUUUCAUUAUACAAUCAUCAUUAAGCCAAUAAUGAUAGGAAUCUUGAAGUGACAAAUUUCCUUGUAAAAUUAUCCAACUUGAAAGAGAGUUGCUUUCUCUAUACAAAAGGGCAGAUCUAUAUUCUUCUAUCUAACCAAGCAUUGAUUCCCUUGUUUUUUUUUUGACUUUCCUUCCCCAUAAGAAUCUUAGUUUUGCAUGUAUUGCCUUUAAAUAAAGAGAUCAUCCAUAUGAAUUGUUCAUAGACAAAACAAAAUUAAAAGAUCAAUGGCAUCCUGCUGCAAUCCUGAUGUGUUUACCUGGAUUCAAAAUCUUCCUCCAAUUGCUCAAUGGAAAGCAAAUUCCAUGUCUAUUUGUAUAUGUUCUUCUUCUUCUUCAUGUUCAUCCUAUCCAUCCCUCAACCUGUCUGUGUCCAAAAACCUUCAUUCUUCAACAAUUUCCAUCUCCAUAAUUGCUGAUUUCAGUGUCCCCGUUCCACUUUGGGCCUCAAAACCCUUAAACAUCAGCUCCAAGCGUUCAAAACUAUUAGAUGAAGAAGCCAUUUCCUGCCUCAUGAUCAAUGUUAUUAAAGAUGUUCUAAGCUAUGGCUCAAACAAGAACAACUGCUUGAUCAGGUUUCCGAAGCUCGAAUCCAUUUCUGGUUUCAAAGACAUCUUUAAUCUUCCAUUUCUCACUCUUGCACUUCUUAUUUGCAUCUAUGAAGCUCCUGUUGAUCUCCGUUCAUCAUGUCUCAACACUCUCAAGAAAGAACUAACAAGUUCUCAAUUGAGGGAAGCUUCAAAAUUGCUGAUGAAACUCCUGGGAUCAAACUUGGAGGAGCAAUGGAUGCGGUCCAUAAACCUUGCCAUCACUAAUUGGAUCAUAGAGCUUCAAGCUACACACCGCACCCUGGUGAAGACACCAUCACCCAUGUUUUCUUAUGCACUUGCAACAUUUGGUUUAUGGAAAGUUCAACUAUAUUGUCCUGUCAUAGCCAUGGAUAUAGAAAAUUCAAGCAAUCAUUCUGUUGAUGAGAGGCUGCUGUUCUCCCUUAAUUACCACCAGCUUGAAGGGGUUAUCCAGUUCAAUUACAAGGUCAUAGUUCAAGAAAAAUGGAUAAAUGUCAUGGUGAACAUUGAUAACAUAAGAUGCAAUAUUAUUCGGCUUUUAAAUGAGACUCUAAUGAACGAACGAGGAGUUGGGGCAGAUGAUAAACAUUUCCCUUCACGAGUAUCAUUGCAAGUGACUCCAACUAUUCAGUCCAAUAUAUUAAGUGUUUCAGUAAGCAAAUCUACAGAGAACCCAGAAAGAGAAAUAGAAAUGGAGAGAGGCAUAGAAAGCUCAUUUGAUCCUCCAAACUCGUUCUUGGGACUAAAGGUUUCAGUCGGGGAGACCAUGACAAUGAGCAUGAAGCCAUGGAAAUUUGAGCUAUCUGUAAACGGCUACAGCGGGGCAUUGAAUUGGUUUCUUCAUGACAGCGUGGAUGGAAGGGAGGUGGUGUCCUCAAAGCCUUCAAAAUUUGCUUUGAUCAAUCCCAAGGCUUGGUUCAAAGAUCGGUACUCUAGUGUUUACAGGCCUUUCACCAGGCAAGGAGGGGUGAUUUUUGCGGGGGAUGAAUACGGAGAAAAAAUUUGGUGGAAGGUUGACAAGAGUGCUAUGGGAAAGACGAUGGAAUGGGAAAUCAGAGGUUGGAUUUGGUUAACAUAUUGGCCUAAUAAACAUAGAACAUUUUACAAUGAAACUAGAAGGCUGGAAUUCGGAGAAAUCUUUCAUCUCAACAUUUCUUAAUUACAAACAGAUUAAACAUUAACUGAUAAAAGGGCCAUGAAUAUAUAAUAACUUCUUGUUCUCAACUCCCAAGCUUCUUUUCUAUUAAACCUCCCCCCUUUUAUUGAGUUAGCAUCUAAAUGUUUAUGUUAUCUUAUGCAAUUUAUCUAAAUGUUUAUGUUAUCUUAUGCAAUUUGUAUUCUAUUGCUAGUAAAUAAAAGGCAUAGGGGUCUA
Molecule: messenger RNA, 1988 nt
Organism: Durio zibethinus
Lineage: Eukaryota; Viridiplantae; Streptophyta; Magnoliopsida; Malvales; Malvaceae
Product: neuronal PAS domain protein
Source: RefSeq, a predicted model, not a curated record